Sinocyclocheilus grahami is the source of this 3198-nucleotide messenger RNA. RefSeq names its product threonine aspartase 1-like. Gene Ontology annotation, molecular function: threonine-type endopeptidase activity. The transcript has 14 exons. The record is from RefSeq and is a predicted model, not a curated record. Gene Ontology annotation, cellular component: cytoplasm. NCBI's taxonomy places the organism in Eukaryota, Metazoa, Chordata, Actinopteri, Cypriniformes, Cyprinidae. The coding region runs from base 221 to 1501 and encodes 426 amino acids. Gene Ontology annotation, biological process: protein maturation.
CUUAUUAUCACAUCAUAUCACAAUCAUGCAGCAGACACACAACUACAUUCAUAAUUCAGUGCAAUCUGCGUGUGUGUGUUAUCAGUAGAGAUGCUGAGCCAUGCGUAUGAUUGUGGAGAUGUGCGCUCUGCACCUGAAGUCUUCACUCGAGACUUGGAGAAAUGUUUUGGAGUUAUGAGUGAAUGAUGGGUCAAAAUGCAAGCUACACUGAAUACGGGUCAUGGAAAAUCUAAAAAACUCGACAGAUUGCAAGGAGACUGUGUCUCCACUAAAUUCAGGGUCUUUUCUGAACAGCACUGUCUCCCGUCGUGACGGCGAAGCUAUGGGGUUUGUGCUGGUUCAUGCAGGGGCAGGGUAUCAUUCAGAAUCCAAAGCCAAGGAAUACAAACAUGUGUGCAAGAGAGCUUGCCAGAGAGCUGUGGACAGGCUCAGAGCUGGAGGAAUGGCGCUGGAGGCCGUGACAGCAGCUCUUAUCGAGCUAGAGGACUCCCCGUUCACCAAUGCGGGUACCGGUUCCAACCUGAACCUCUCGGGAGAGAUUGAGUGUGAUGCCAGCAUCAUGGAUGGGAAGUCCUUAAAUUACGGAGCUGUUGGAGCCUUGAGUGGAAUCAAAAACCCGGUGCUGGUAGCCAGAAGACUAUUAAGUGAAACUCAGAAGGGGAAGCUUUCAGCUGGCAGGAUCCCUCCCUGUUUUUUAGUGGGCAAAGGAGCAGAACAGUGGGCCAUCAGCCAUGGUAUUCCGGCAUGCCCUACAGAGAAGAUGACCACCAAGUUCAGUUUGUCAGGCUACAAGAGGAACAAGAGGAAGAUGGAGCUGGCGGAGCAGGUUGAGACGAAGAGGAAAAGACAGUCAUGUGAACAUGAGAAUGAUUUUGGCUGCUUGGAGCCUGUAGGAGACUUUAUGGUGGAAGGUGAGGAGAAUAACUCGGCCUGUCUGGACACGGUUGGUGCGGUUGUGGUGGAUCGGGAAGGGAAUGUGGCGGCUGCAGUUUCCAGCGGAGGUCUGGCCAUGAAACACCCGGGUCGGGUGGGACAGGCUGCUCACUAUGGUUGUGGCUGCUGGGCUGAAAACGCCCGUGACAUCAGCCUUCACUCUACAGCUGUGAGUACCUCAGGCUCUGGAGAGCAUCUGAUUCGCACCAUGUUGGCCAGAGAGUGCUCUACUGCCAUGCAGGCUGAAAACACACACCAGGCCCUACUGGAGGCUAUGCAAAACAAAUUCAUCAGUUCGCCGUUCCUGGCUGGCGAAGACUGUGUUCUGGGUGGGGUGAUCGUUCUGAGGUGCUGCACAUGUGGAGAAGCCCAGCGCUCUGAAGACAUCCAGGCUCUGCUGGUGGAGUUUCUAUGGAGCCAUACAACAGAGAGCAUGUGUGUGGGAUACAUGUCUGCCCAGGACAGUAAAGCCAGGACUCACAUAUCCAGACUUCCUCCUGGGGCAGUGGCCGGACAGUCACUGGCAAUCGAGGGUGGAGUUUGUCGACUCGGGACCAUGAGUGACUGAAGCGUUGUGAAAUCACCCUCUAUUUCUGCAGCAAUAUGCCAGCGCCGGGAUCUUUAUAGCAAGAGCUUGACGUUGUGUCAUUGUAGGACACAAUCAUAAAGGGACAAAAAGGUAGCAAUAUGUCUCACAAUAAUUCCCAAUAUUAUUAUUUAUUCAAUCCUUUUAUUAAACCUACCAUACAACUUUCACGCUCUGUUCACAGGCAUAGCAUAGACUGUUUUACUGUCACUUGAGAGGGGGGGGGGGGAUACAGGGUUAGCAGGGUAAUUUGCCUAAGGUGUCUGCUAAGAAAAGGGCAUGCCAAAUGCACUUCAGGACUAGUGUACUGCUCUGGUUUUAGUGGGCUUCCAAGAAACUCAGCUUCUAGUAUGUGCUGGACAAGACUUGAUGCUCCAUUUCUAUUUCUCUUUGAAACAAUAUGCACUGUCCUUAUCAUUGUAAAUAAGCUAAGGGUUGUUGAAACAGGGUGGCCAUUGAUGUAAACGGCUUAUUGGUUUUUUGCUUACUUGACAUUUAAUAUUACUUUUACUAUUAUGUUUUUAUAUAUAGCCAAGAUGCUUGUUUUGUGCAAAAGUUCAGUUUAGUGACUUUUAGUGAAAAAAGGUCUGAUUUGACACGUGUGCUUGCCGUGAGUCUGGUUGAGUUGCAAAUGCAUACACAGUGUGGCAUACAGGAUAAAAUCCUUUUUGAAAUUACAAUAAUUGUCUAUUCAUUUUACUUUUUUGAAGGUAUGUAUAGCAUUUCAGUUGGAUGAAUAGUUCACCCAAGAAAUGUUUUUUUUCUAUUACACAUUCUCAUGUCAUUCCAAACCUGAACAAUUAACAUUCUUCAGUGGAGCACAGAAGCUUGGUUUCAUUAAGACUAUCCUGGCUAUUCUUUUUCAUAUAAUAAGUUUUAAAACAAUUAAAAAGAACCAAAGUAUCAGAAAAAUAUCCACAUGACUUGUGCACUAUAUUCUUCAGAACUCAUACUGAACUUGCGUACAGGUCACAUGACACUUUGGUGCUUUUACGUCCUUUUUAUAGUUUGAAAUAUUCAGUCCCCAUUUAUUGAAAUUGCAUGGAAAAGUGAUCUUUCUGUUCUUUUGUUUUUCAUGAAAAUAUUUAUGCAGAUUUGAAUGACGUGAGGGUGAGUAAUUUUUAGGUGAACUAUACCUUUAAAGAGUGAGAUUAUUCUCAAAUCUAAUAAUAUGCACUGUUGAAAAUAAGUUAAUUUGUGGAUGUUACACUUUCACCACAAAGUUGAUGGCAGUAGGAUUUCAGAAAGAUCUUCUGAUGAGACUAGAUGCACACGCACUUUUGCCCAGCGUCUUACAAAAUAAGUGCACUACUUUGACAAACUACACUGCUCGUGAGUGUACUAAGAACAUGGUGCAUGUUGUGUAAUCCAAGUAUGCAUUUCUUUUGCGUACUGCGAGUUCACUUGACCUUGUUUGAACAGCUUUGUGUUUUCUCUAAUGCCGCGUGUAGUGCUCAGGAGAUGAGACCCAAAAAAGCAAGCUAAAAAUGACUGUUAGUCCAUCUUAGAAAAUGCAAAAUAUAUUUUAGGUCUGUAUUUUAUAAUGGCAGAAAAAUUAGAGGAUCUCGAAAAUGUAUUUAUAAAUUACACUGAAUCAAAUAUGUUGAAGGUUAUUAUAUUGAUGAGGGUUUUUUGGCAGGGCUAAUAUUUCAAGUUCUGUAGUUUAGAUUUUUUCUUUA